Messenger RNA from Blastomyces gilchristii SLH14081, 618 nucleotides. RefSeq lists its product as uncharacterized. The record is from RefSeq and is a predicted model, not a curated record. The transcript is spliced from 4 exons. The coding region runs from base 1 to 618 and encodes 205 amino acids. Lineage: Eukaryota; Fungi; Ascomycota; Eurotiomycetes; Onygenales; Ajellomycetaceae.
AUGGAGAUCCCAAAAGAAACACCAGAGCCGUAUUCGGCCAUCCUAGUAAUAGAAGAGGAAUGGGCAUGCUGGGACAAGAAAGCCAUUAUGAAGGCGCUUUUUGAUCCUGUUGAGUGGAGAGAUUGGAAACUCAACUUUGCGAAGGAGCAAAUUGAAAGGUUUACUGUGGCACAGCGGCCUGACAUGGUCGAAAGUCUGAAGGAGCGUUACCUUCCCUAUGUUUUCUCAACCGUACUCCUCCAGGACCUCCGACUUCAACCUAUAGCCUACUAUCGUCUAGAAACCCUGAAGGAGUUGUACGAUGCGGAUUGGACGACUCUAUAUCGUACGAAUAUCAAAGCUGUUAUGGAAGCCUACAGAAAUGGGACCCUGAAAGUCGUUAGUGGUGCAGUAUCCUACUGGUAUAACGGUCAUAUGAAAAUUGCCCCAACUCGGGAGCCGGUCAAUUUAGAGGAGGAGCUGCCAAAAUGGAGAGCAGAACAUGGGCCGGAGGGCAUUGGGGCGAAUCGGUCUCUGCUCCGGUUCCCCAACUUGCUUCUCUGUCUACUCAUCCGCGCGAUCCUCAGAGAAUCCCCAAUGACCCACGCGUAUACGAACAAUCCGAUAUGCUUAGCGUAG